GAUAUCACGCACGUUUGUCUUCAAUACGAUUACGUGUUUCGCUAAACUUGUAUGCAAUAAGUGUAAUAUUAUUCAUUACUACUGGUAACUCAAUAUCGUUUAUACAGUGAUAAACAUCGAUAAAGUCGCAGUGUUAAUUUUAUAUUGAAAGUUUAAGUGUAUUAUUAAAAUAAAAAAGAAAUAAAAAGUGUUAAAAAAAUGGUAAUGGAGUCUGCACAGCCCAAUGGGCGGUUUUGGCCAUUAUCCCCGCGUUUAUGGCGUCGUAGCAGCGAAUAUUCAAAAGUCGUAUUCGAACCGAGACGACCUCCGACAUCGCCGAUCGAAAUACGAAAGCAUGGAAGAAUUGACGAAACGCCAGAUUUGUUACGAUCUAGAAGUUUCAUUAAUGAUAAGUUAGAUCAUUUGAAUCUGGAAGAAGAAAUAGAACUAAGGAACAGUCUAGAAGAUAAGUGUAGAUGGAAUGUAGAUUCUAAGAAGCCACCAGUUAAAGAAAGUAAAAAGGAUGACGUUGUGAAAUUGAGAUCGAAGAAACAAAGGCAGCCCAGGCCGAACAGUCUCCAGCUGUUACUCUGCCCUUCAAGUUCAGGACACUAUAGCAGUAACACAUGGAGAUACACCAGGGUUCGAUCAAAAAGCCAUGAGCCCGAGGGCGGCGGCCGGUGUGGCGAGGGGCCGCUAGCGCGCGCGAUGCAGCCCACGCCGCAGGGCGGGUCGCCCAAGCGUCACGCCACACCUGCGUCUGGGCACGGAGCGGCAACAGAUCCAUCAACGUUGAAGGUGCACCUGCCGAACGGUGGGUUCAACGUUGUAAGAGCGUCUGCUGACGAGGAUGUGAGAUCAGUAUUGCGAUGUCUCGCCGCCAGGCUAGCGUCGGGCGACCGGGUGUACUCCUCGUGCUACGCGCUGCGUGCACGCAAGCUCACCAGCGGAAAGAUUCGAUGGAUACAUCAAGACACGCCGGUAUCAGAGCUCAUAACAAAAUGGCCGGCGAGCGAGUGGCGCUUGGAGUUGCGCGUGCGUUAUUUACCCGCAAAUCUUCGCGACCUUUGUGACUCGGACCGCGUCACCUUCCACUAUUAUUACGAUCAGGUCCGACAUGACUACCUCAAUGCCAAUCAUCCGACGGUGGACCAGGACUUGGCGAUACAGAUAUGUUGUUUAGAAAUAAAAUAUUUCUGCAAAGACAUGCAGAUCUCUUUGGACAAGAAGUCCAAUAUCGAGUACCUGGAAAAGGAAUUCGGUUUGCACAAGUUCCUGCCCAAGACCGUGCUCGAAGCGAUCAAGCCGAAAGUGCUGAAGAAGGCCAUACAGCAGCAGUUUAAAAAGGUGGCGAACCUGAGUGACACAGACUGCAUGUUGAAAUACCUCGAAACGAUGCACACGCACUACGGCUGCGACCGCGAGACGUUCACGGGCGCGCUCGGCUCCGGCUGGGCGAUACCCGUUGAGCUGGCGAUUGGACCUGACAUAGAUAUAUCGUACGUCUCGCAUAAAGCCGGUGAACCCCCAACCUACACGAAGAUAGCAUCGUUCAGCGACAUCGUGGCGGUGCAGACUUUGAAGUCAAACUGCACCCAACAGUCUCAGACGCAGACCAAUUCGUCGUGCGGUAAAGCGGCGCUACAGUUGCGAGUGAAGGGCGCCACAGAAACGUUAACUAUAACGUGCAGCAGUGUUGAGGCUGCAGAAAGCUUAGCAGAUUUAGUAGACGGGUAUUGUAGACUAGUGACAGACUCGCAAACAUCUCUUUGGAAUCGUACAACCGAGAUGAGUAGCAGUUCGUCUGAAGGCAAGACGAGCUCGUGGGAGGCGCACACCACCGCCACCGUGCUGGAGGACUACGCGGAGAUCGUGGACGACGAUGCGGACUACUCCACACCAGCUGUUCGGGACUACGAGUUGGUUCGUAAUCAAAUCGAACUCACGGGUAUCAUCGGGGAAGGACAAUUUGGUGACGUACACAAAGGCACGUGUCGCGUGGCGGGCGGCGCGGCGCCGUCGCUGCGGGCGCGCGCGGGGCGCGGCGCGGACUGCGUGCUGCCCGUCGCCGUGAAGACCUGCAAGCUGGACGCCGACCUCGACACCGCCGAGAAGUUCCUCGAGGAGGCCUAUAUAAUGCAGCAGUUCUCCCACCCUCACAUAAUCGGCCUGGUCGGUGUGUGCAGCACGCCGCCCAUCUGGAUCGUGAUGGAGCUCGCCACACUGGGGGAGAUGCGCGCCUACUUGCAACAGAACGCGCACAGAUUAGAGACAUGUACAUUGGUGCUGUACAUCUACCAGCUGUCGACCGCGCUCAGCUACUUGGAGAGCAAGAAGUUCGUGCAUCGGGAUAUUGCCGCUAGAAAUGUUCUCGUCUCGACGGCUACGUGUGUUAAGCUGGCGGAUUUUGGUCUAUCGAAAAUGGUGGAAGAUAAAUCGUACUACAAGGCGUCGAGAGGCAAAUUGCCCAUCAAAUGGAUGGCUCCCGAAUCGAUCAACUUUAGACGGUUCACGUCCGCGUCGGAUGUCUGGAUGUUUGGCGUCUGUAUGUGGGAGAUCCUGAUGCUGGGCGUGAAACCGUUCAGUGGCGUCAAGAACAAUGACGUGAUCGGCAAACUGGAGAACGGAGAGAGACUGGCGCUACCUCCACGCUGCCCCCCCAGGCUCUACUCCGUCAUGUCGCGCUGCUGGGCGUACGAGCCCUCCCAGCGACCCACCGCGCACCAGCUCAAGGAGACUCUCUUUGAGAUCCUGCAGGAGGAGCGCAACACGGCAUGGGACACCAUGCGGCGGGAGAACCGGAGAGUGGCCGCCGCCUCGUGGGGAGACGAGCCGCCGCCCAAACCCUCCAGACCGGCCACCAACCUCACUGGAGCGUCGGAGGGUGGCGGGCCGCAGACGUACAUCGUGGCGCAGAACCCGCAGGUGCUGGCGCAGCUGCUGCGCGACAACCCGCGCGCCGACCCGCACGCCUACACCACGCCCGCCUCGGUAUUCAACACGCUCGCCGUCGACUUCGCGCAACCCGACCCCGCCCUCGCCGACCCCCCCGCCCUGCCCUCGCCCCCGCUGGCCACGCGCCCCAUCCCCGUCACGCAGCUCCACCGCCUCGACCCCCUGGCCCCCUCGCCCCCCGCCACGCUUGCCGGCCACGUGGCCGCGCCCGACAGCUGCGACAACCUGUGCGCCAACCCCGCUCCCCGCACGCCCGGCACUCCCCGCGCGCCCUCCCCCGAGGACCCCCGCGAGUCGUACCCCAGCCGGGUCCGCUCCCUCGAACGUAGCCCCCGAAUCGUCGAACGCGGUCCGAUCCGAAUGGGCUCCCUCGAACGCAACAGAGGCAGCCUAUCCCACCGGGGCUCACCGGUCCCCGUCGCCCCCUUCGCUCGCCAGCACUCGGUGCCCGCGUCGCCCCCGCCGAGGAGUAGGCGCGACCAGGACAUAGGUCAGUUCUCGGUGCAGGGAGCGAUAAACGCCCAGCUGGCCGCCAGCGUGCUGAACAAGAUCCGGCAGCAGCCCGAGCCGGCGCUGGUCGAGGAGAUAUACGACUUCGGCGGCGACAAUGUUAAAAGUUGCGUCGCCAUCGCCGCGCAGAAGGCGGGCCUCGCCAAGAGCCAGUUCCGGCCGGUCGCGGCCGGCAUGGCGGCGUCGCACCCGGCCGCCUACCCGGUGCCGGUGGGCGUCGUGACGGCCGUGCAGUACGGCUGUCCGAUCCGCCCGGCACAGUCUCAGCUGACCAAAGCUAGCCACGUCCGGCCGGCCAGCCCGCUGGUCGCGGCCGACGCCCAGCAGAGUCCUGAGUUCGAUACGGAGCAAGCAGUCGAGAGGAGGCUACUGGCGGAGCUGGCGAGACAGCAACACCAGAGCGAGGAGGACAGACGAUGGCUGCAAAUGCAAGAGGACAAUUUGAAACGUCUGUCCAACGUCCAGCUCGCGCCGACGGACGCGGACGGGGAGAAAGCAGACGCCGCUCAGCCUGCCGCACAGGAGACGAAGUCCACUAGUCAACCACAUUCCGCUACGAAUUCGUCAGAGACGAGUCCGGCGAACACCGUUAAAUCCAAAGAAAACAGACCGCCCAGCGAAGAUAAGGGCGCGGUGGAGCCGGUGUACGCGUGCACGACGGAGGUGGUGCGGCGCGUCAUGCGGCUGGCGGGCGCGGCGGGCGCGGCGGGCGCGGCGGGCGGGCCCGCGCCGCCCGACGCGCUGCUCGGCGCCGUGCGCGCCGUGGGCACGCAGCUGCGCGCGCUCUGCGCGCUCGUCGACGCGCUCGUCGCGCUCUACCCGCCCGCCGCGCAGAGGGAGGUGGAGAUGGCCCACCAGGUGCUGAGCAAGGACAUGGCGGCGCUCGUGGAGGCCAUGCGGCUCGCCAUACACUACGGCCGGACCACGCUGCAACACGACUACACCAAGAGCAUGCUCGCAGCGGCGCACGUGCUGGCCAUGGACGCCAAGAACCUUCUGGACGUGGUGGACUGCAUCCGCGAAAGACACCCGCACGUGGAUUGGCGCGCCGCUCUCGCCGACGAAGCCCCGGCCUGUGCCCCACGCAACCAGACCCUUAGCUCGCAGAACCAGGUGUACGCGCCGCAGUGUCGAACGCUCACGCCGCAGAACCCUGAGGUCGCCGAGGAGCCUCCGCGACCGGACUUUCGAAUCGAUCGGCCCGUCACCGUCGCUCCGAGCCGGCUCGAGCCCUCCGAUCCGGCGCCCAAGGAGCACAGCAGUCUGCCGGCCGCCUCCAACCGGGUGUCGACGCUGAUCCACAACUACAACCUGUACGGCAACGUCCGGGAACCGCAGCACGUGUACGGGAACGAGGGCGUGCCCUUCCAGCACUCGCAGUCGUGCGACGAGUCCAAGGUCGACCUGGCGCCUCUGGAGUCGGUCAAGAGUCGCGUCCAGGCGAUAUCGGGCAAGAUCGAGUCGCCGAUGUACCCGGUCGGCAAGAAGCCGGUCCCGAUCGAUCAAAACGUCGCUCCCGGCGACCGGGGCUGAGGCGGCCGGUGAGCGGAGGGAUCGAUUUUAGUUCGCUUGUAGUGCCAGUUUGUUUGACGGUGUCUCCUCGGAAGGUCGGAAGCUUUACUGUUGCGAGGCUAUAACGCAUAGUGACUAGUACUUACAGAUAAUAAUCAAUGGGUUUACUUUAUACUGAAGUAUACAAUGCCGCUUAAGAUUUUUUACUUUAGAUCUAUUUAGAAGCUUCAUAAAGACAAUCUCUCGUUUGCUCAAUGUCUUAGCGAAUGUUGUGGAUUUUAUGAUUUAGCGAAAAUUUACUCCUCGACUAUACGUGUAUGUGUACUGUUAUAUAAACUAUGAUUCAUUUAUUGGACAUUCGGAGUUUAUGUAAUUUAAAUGUUUUCGUAUCUCGACGGUGUGAUUCGAUUUAACAGGUUAUCUAUCACACAGUUUAAUAAGAUACCUAAAUUUUCGAAACCAAACAUAAAACCAUUUUUUUUAUUUUUGUUGUCUGUGAACAGAUCAUUUAAAAAUGAAAAUUUAUUUACAACUGUUAAAAGUCAAAUUAGACUUGUUUUUUUUAAAUUUCAAAACUAUUAAACAAUUAAAUUUGGUUAGAAAACCUAUAAUAAACGUAACAUAUCAUCGGCAUUGUUUCGCUUCAAGUUAAAUUUAUAAUCGUAUUAUCCAUGACGCUUCAUACAUUGUUGGUCUACAUAUCUAUAUAAUACAGAACUAUGUGUAUAUUAUUCAUUUACAAUAUAUCCCACUUUUCAUAUUAGACCUCGUGAACAUAAUUAUUCAUUCUAUAACAUAUUAAAAUUGAUUUGUUAUAAACAUUGCCAAUAAACAUUAAUUUAAUACCUUAAAAUAAAAGUGUUAUCCACGGAAUUAUACCUUCAACUGUCAAUAUGACAGCUGUUGUUCUGUAAUAUUUGUGGGACGUCAAAUUUAAUUCUAUUGCGAUCCAAACCACUCAUAUGUUAUUGAUAAUGAUUAUAAAACUGCCUCAGAACAAUAAAUAUUAAACAUCGUUUUAUGAUUAUAAUAUAUUAUAGUAUUAUUUUGUAAUGUUACUGUAUUAAAAAAAAAUGUAUAUUAUUAUUUAAGGUGCGUAAUCUGUCACAACAUUGCAUUUAUUUUCUCGACAAAUUCGUACUCAGUAUUUUAACUGAAAUGAAUAUAUUUUUCUUUGUAAAAAUGUACAAAACAAAUCGAUUGUCCAUAAUUAUUUUAACUUUUAUCCAAAGUUUUAUUAUAAGCGUAGAUCUCAGACGGAAUUUUGUAGAGUUAGAUUCAUUUAUUUGAUUAGUUGUACAAUUGUAUCAGAAUUUAUUUAUUGAUGAAUCUUCUCGGUUUAAUUUGUAAAGUUGUUUUAUAAUGUGUUUAGAGUAAGCAGGAUGUCAUUCCAAAGUAUAUGAUAUUGUAAACAAGCUCUUAGUCCCUGUAUCGUAGUCGUGAGCUGGUCGAGAUUAUUUUACAAAUAUCCUAUAUAACGUGGACCGGAUUUUGUUUAUGCAUUAAACUGAAUAAAGGACAGG
This is a messenger RNA of Nymphalis io (European peacock), 6479 nucleotides long. It is a transcript of the gene Fak, whose product is annotated as focal adhesion kinase 1. The record is from RefSeq and is a predicted model, not a curated record. Gene Ontology annotation, biological process: protein phosphorylation; signal complex assembly. The transcript has 26 exons. The coding region runs from base 199 to 4977 and encodes 1592 amino acids. Gene Ontology annotation, cellular component: focal adhesion; cytoskeleton. Gene Ontology annotation, molecular function: ATP binding; protein tyrosine kinase activity. NCBI's taxonomy places the organism in Eukaryota, Metazoa, Arthropoda, Insecta, Lepidoptera, Nymphalidae.